Molecule: messenger RNA, 1793 nt
Organism: Trachymyrmex septentrionalis
Lineage: Eukaryota; Metazoa; Arthropoda; Insecta; Hymenoptera; Formicidae
Gene: mol
Product: dual oxidase maturation factor 1
Exons: 8
Coding region: 389-1555 (388 amino acids)
Biological process (GO): protein transport
Cellular component (GO): endoplasmic reticulum membrane
Source: RefSeq, a predicted model, not a curated record
UCCCCUCGAAGGAAUAGAAACUCCUUCGGGACUCAUGUGUGUCAAGGCCAGCCGGGAGCGACAUCCCAUCCUUUUUGGAUCGCGCCAAUGGCUGCGAGAGAUAGCAUUUCAGUAAAAAUCAUAUCGAAACAACUCCUGUCAAUUAAAAUCUUCAUUUUUCAUUCGCGGUGAUGUCAUUCGUAAAUAAAGAUCCACCGGUGUUCUCCAACUGGCGAAAGGUCAGGAGAGUGUCUGAAUAAAGUGCCUAGCAACAGAAGAUAUCUUCUCAAAGCCUGCGUUAUCUGCGGCUUUUUGUAUGCUGCUUUUUUUUUUUCCAAAUAAAAGUUAAUACUUUGAAAUAGCGUGCUGGCCCAGAUUCCGGCGAGCCGGAACUAGCUGAUCCAGGAAGAUGAAGGGAUGGUUCGAUGCCUUUCGCAACGACGGCGGUCCGACGCUCUACAGUUACAGCAACCGCACUCCUGUCACCGGUGACGUUCCCUUGGUCAUCGUAUUCGUGAUAUUCGGCACCCUGUUCGCGGCGUUUCUAGUCAUAUUCCCGGGCGUCAGGAAAGAGCGGUUAACCACAUUUCUCACGGUUACCCUGAGCCUCUUCGUGGGUGCGACGAUUCAAGUGGCGCAAUACGGCUCAUCCUGGCAUACGAGCUCCGCUACCAUUGUCAGCUCUUACAGCGCUUUCUCCAAGCAUAAGGCAACGGCCGACAUAGGCGGUUACAUCGGUUUAAUGCACAUCAAUAUAACAUACAGGCUAUUGCCAAGUAAUGAGCAGACGAGCGGUGACGUCGAGUACAAUGAAAGAUUUUGGUGGCGGAGUUCUGGCGAAAUGACCAGCGCAUUCAAGCAGGCUCUUCAUCAGGGUGCGCCGUUUCCCAUUGUUUCCUUGGCGGAGUAUUUCAGCCUCCAUCAAGAGGGAUUUUCUUGGGGUUUACGAUAUCGCGAAGCUGGAUAUUAUGCUUCGAUAAUGUUAUGGACCUCCUUUGCCUCGUGGUUAAUGAUGAAUUUAUUACUUAUGGUGGUACCGCGAUAUGGGGCAUACGGCAUGAUUUUCACGGGUUUAUGCAUGCUGUUAACAAACCUGAUCUACACGACACUCUUACCAUGUGAACCUCUGAUAGCCCAUAUCGAGGGCUCGAUCCUUUCUUUCAAUCUCGGCUGGAAUUAUUGGUUGGUGUUAUCAGCUGGUGCUGCGUGCCUCUUCGCGGGACUCAUAAUAACAGCUAUAGAUAUGAUCUUCCCUCAUCAAUUCUCGACCAUACUCGAAGUCGACUACGACACGCCGUAUGAUAGGCACGUCAUUAUAGAGGAGAGUUUCGAUACGCGUAACGUUAGGCGGAAAAUCCCCAAGAUUGAAGAUUCGUUCGGCGAUCGAAUAAUGAGUCAACUGUCAUCUAAACUACAAAAUAGACAUGCCGUUAAAGAGGAUACCGAAGGUGUCAUUAAUCGAGGCUAUACGUCGCACGAGUUGUCCGAAUUCCCGCAAGAAAUUGGUGAUGAGUCCAGCAAGAGUAAUUGGUCGUAUCCAUUCCCGCCAACCUCGCGCAGAACCAUUAAUGCCUAAUAUAUUUCUCAAAUGCUACGGACAAUUACGAUACUCAUCGACUUUCCUAAACGCUAUUAAAAAUACUUAGAUAGGUAUUUUAUUUUAUGAUUAUUUAAUACUAUUUAAUAAAAAAAGAGAAUCCAAGACGUCUCUGAUUUGAAUCAUAUGCGGAAAUUCCAUUUUGAGAGCGUUUACCCUACAAUUACGAAUGUAAAAAAAAAUUUGAUAAUAAAGUAAAAAUAAAUAUAUGUACACA